This is a messenger RNA of Sarcophilus harrisii (Tasmanian devil), 1571 nucleotides long. It is a transcript of the gene TSSC4, whose product is annotated as tumor suppressing subtransferable candidate 4. The transcript has a single exon. Lineage: Eukaryota; Metazoa; Chordata; Mammalia; Dasyuromorphia; Dasyuridae. The record is from RefSeq and is a predicted model, not a curated record. Bases 426 to 1292 code for a protein of 288 amino acids.
UGUGGGGGUUGUCGUUUUCCUUUGGACGAUCCUCGGGCCGGGAUGGCCGCUGUGCUUGGGGGACGCGGACUCGUCUUCCCAGAAAACCGUGCGGGAGAGGGCGAGGCCAUCUCAUCCUCGAGGCCCAAGAUGGUGGCUGCCGUCCUGGGGAGACUUGCUCUAGCCGAGGCAGGUCUACGACUUGGGGCCGAGCCCGGAGCAGCCCUGCCUCAGUUUCCCUCCCUGUGACUGACCCUGGUCAGAGAGUGUCUGUUUUCAGCCUCAGUUUCCCCAUCUGCACAGGCUCCGCUCCCUUCCCCUCCCACUAGCGCGGCGUCCUGUCAGCCGCAGAGGCCCGAGCCAGGACCGGGCCGCCCGCCUUCCGCAGCGGGAAGGAGAGGGGUCGCGGCCGGGAAACUGAGGCAGGCGUCGGCAGGGCGGCCGUGAUGGCAGGCCGAGGGGGCGGCGACGCCUCGGUAGGGCUGCUUCCGUGGGCCGCCGGCGCGCUCAGUGACUCGGACUCGGACGAUGAGGACGGGCUGGCGGCGGCGCUGGCCCCCGGGGAGCGGCCGGACCUGGACACGGAGGCGGCGGACGAGGAGGAGGAGGAGGGGGACUCCCCGCAGCCCCCCCCGCAGCCCCCCACGGCGCCCUCCCGGCCCUUCCUCCUGCGCGGCACGAGCCCCACCUUCUCCCUGCGCAGCCACAGCAUCUUCGGGGGUUUGGAGGGUGCGGCCCGGCCCCUUGGGGAGCCGUUCAAGCGGCCCCUGCCACCCCCCGCGCCCGCGCCCAGCCGCCCCCCGCUCCCCGACUACGUGGCGCACCCCGAGCGCUGGACCAAGUACAGCCUGCACGACGUCCCGGAGACCAGCGACCGCAGCAACCGCGCCGUGGCCCUGGAGUUCCUCGGGGACCUGAGGAGGCGGGCGGGGGCUCAGAGCCCCGCUCCCCCAGACACCUGCUCCCCCUCCUUCAACCAGGACCCCUCCAGCCGCGGGGCCGGCAGGAUUGUGUUCACCAAGCCCGCCAAGACCGGGGAGCGCAAGCGGCCCCCGGGGGACCUCAGGGAGCCGGGGGACGAGCCGGUGGCGCUGGGCCACCUGGGCUCGGCGGGGGGUCCCGAGGGAGAGGGGGAGGGAGAGGAGCCCCCCAGGGGGCGAGAGGAGCCCCAGGAUGCGGACAUGGGGGAGGAGGAGGCCCCCCACCCGGAGCCCAGCGAGCCCGAGCCCGUGGGCUUCCAUGGCAGCAAAAAGCGCAGCAGGGAGCACCUCCGGCCCAAGGGGCCUGCGGAGGAAGAGAACGAGGAAGCCUGAGCGGGGCUCUCCGGCCUCCGAGCUCCAGCCCUUGGAGGCCCGUUCUGCCCCUGCCCAUGCCCCACUUCUUGUACCCGCCUGACUGCCCCACCCCCCUCCCCCAGGCCCCCCAGGACAAGGAGCUCCUGUGGAAGGGAUCCAAAGCAAACCCUGACCGGCACAAGCAGGGAAAGGGAAUGCGCCGGCCUCUCUCGCUGCCCCCAGCCUCUCGCUGUCCGUCCCUCCCCCAGGCCUCUGGCUUGCUUUGUCCUUGUGAAGACAAUAAAAGGUUUCUCUGAA